AUGAACGCUUCAUCCAACAACCCACCCGCAGCACCUGGUCGUGCAUCGACCCCAUCAAAUCUUUCCGCACCCUCCGCCACGGGCGAACGCAGGAAGAGCGCCGCAUAUGACUCCGCCCCAAGCCAAGGUAUCUGGGAGGCAGACAGGGAGAAGAAGAACCAAGGCUUUUUGAAGAAGUUGAUGUCCAACAAGCUCGCUCCGAGCUUUUUGAAGUGA
Molecule: messenger RNA, 216 nt
Organism: Ramularia collo-cygni
Lineage: Eukaryota; Fungi; Ascomycota; Dothideomycetes; Mycosphaerellales; Mycosphaerellaceae
Exons: 1
Coding region: 1-216 (71 amino acids)
Source: RefSeq, a predicted model, not a curated record